This is a messenger RNA of Haliotis rubra (blacklip abalone), 860 nucleotides long. RefSeq lists its product as uncharacterized. Lineage: Eukaryota; Metazoa; Mollusca; Gastropoda; Lepetellida; Haliotidae. The transcript is spliced from 5 exons. The record is from RefSeq and is a predicted model, not a curated record. Bases 164 to 787 code for a protein of 207 amino acids.
UUUCAUAUUCCCGUAACAGAAACAGAAAAUAGAACUGACAGUUUCAGAGAAUGUGACAAUUGGGUUGGGCGUGUAACUGUGUUCAUUUCAGUAAGAUGAUGUUGAAAUUGCAGAAGGUCAACUUACCAGCCCCUUAAGGGGGUUGGAAGGGCUGCAGGUGUGGAUGGACAAGCCCAUGGAUAGAGCAGAUCAGCAUGACUACUUGAAAAGUGUCUCAGUUAUGUGUUCCAAUGGCCAACAAGAUCCAACAUCUAUCUUCCGUACUUUGAUAGAUGACAUCAAGAAUUUAGAUGAUGACAGGGUGCACUAUUUUGCAAAACUGGCAACCAUCAUUCCAAGUUUACAAGACAGCACACACUGUGAUGGCAUCGACAUCCCAGAAAAUCCGCAGUUCUGGACCCAAGUGCUGGACCUCCUUGUCAAACAGAAUGGAUGGCUGGGUGUGGAUCUCCUUAUCCAGCCAAGGAAUGGACCCUGGUCGCCACUUGACGGCCGAGCGGCCAACUUGCCAACAGCAGAUAUACGUAUAUCCAGUAUGCUUGGGUCCAUGAGUGAUGUGGACUUGCAUGGCUUUGGUGUCCGACUCGCCAUCACCCUCCUGGAGAAGGGCACACCUCUUGAGAGUAUUGUAGAUGAAGACGAGGAACCACUGAUGAUAGCGGCUGUCAGAUCAGCCACCAGAUCAGGUAAUCUGGACCUGAUGAAGUAUGUCCUGGAGAGGCAGCCGGACCUCAGCCUGCAGAUUGACCAGCCUGACAGUCGGGGACUCCCCUCCACCUGUGUGUGAAGAGUCCUGCCAAGAGUGUCACCCACAGACGGAUCUGCCUCGAGCUGCUGCUGGGGCUGGGAUGCUGUGUCAG